AUGAAAACCCGAUCACAGUCCACCAAAAACUCUCUGUCUCAACUUCCAGUCGAGAUCAAAAGCCUCAUCGUUGAACAAACUGCACUUGUGACAGAGAAAUCAUACCCCGGGAGUCAGAAAUUCUUGAAGCUUGCCCUGGUAGAUCGAAGCUUUCAUAAGCUUUGUAGUCCGACCAAUUGGAAGGAGCUCAACCUGCGAUGCUAUGGCAAAUAUAGGCUUAGGGUUCUGAUCAAUGAAAUUCUACAUGAGCAAGCAAAACAUGUGCAAUCAAUUGGUAUGGGACUCCAUCCCGACGGGGUUCCAAACCAGAAAGAUGACGCGAGUGAUUCAGAAACGAUCGAUAGCUCAAGCGACUCAACAUCGAUUGACAGUGAUGAUGAAUUCCCUGAAGAAGAAUUAUGUUACAUCUUGGAAAUUUGCACGAACUUGAGCAAGAUGGAGAUACGCUAUGAACCGACUUCACUCGACGAGUUUGGCAACUUUAUCAUCGACCCUUUGCGCCCAAUAACGAUGAUGACGCCCUUCAUAUCUCAGCUUUCCAAUUUAACUCACAUCAAACUGGACAAUUACAGCGACAAUGGAACUUACUCCAGCGAAGAGUCCUUGGUCAAAUUACUUGGAAAAAUGGUCCAUCUGGUUUACAUUCGCGUGGAUUUCAUCAAGGCCUCCUUUCCAACUUGCGAUCUCUGCGAGUGUCCACAAUCCGUCCAACCCUCGGUGUCGCCACUUGGUGUUCACUUGGCUUCACUGCCAUCUCUUAAAGUUAUCGUAUUCUCUCGUGCCGAUUGCUUUAAUUCAGACUGGAGCAAACUCGAUUGGAAAGGGGAACUUGAAGAAUUAACACUGCACUGUUGCUACGACGUUUCUUUACGCGCCCUGCAUGGCUUCUGCAGCCUCUUGAAGAACAGUCUGGUUAAGCUUUCCCUCUACUUCGUUCCCGUCAGCUUCUCAGACGACAAUCUCACCCACAUCCUACCCGAAUCGGAGCGGACCUUGCUAUUUCGUCUGCCAAAGCUUCAGAAUCUAUCGAUUUUCAACCUUUAUUCAGCCGAAUUUCUCAAAUUAUUCCGGGAGUCUGUUAACAUCAACCGGAUCAAUUUGAAAAGCACUCCGGAGAUCUGCUUAGAAGAUCUUAAACAGCUCAUGAAUCAUGAGGAUCCGGUGUGGAGUCGAUUGAAGAC
This is a messenger RNA of Puccinia graminis f. sp. tritici CRL 75-36-700-3, 1181 nucleotides long. RefSeq lists its product as uncharacterized. The annotation marks the transcript as partial. The record is from RefSeq and is a predicted model, not a curated record. The transcript has 2 exons. NCBI's taxonomy places the organism in Eukaryota, Fungi, Basidiomycota, Pucciniomycetes, Pucciniales, Pucciniaceae.